UCCUUUAAGCAACUUCGAAAAAAACUCGAGAUUUCAUUUUGACGAAGUUUCAAAGUUAUUUUCCCUCAACUUCAAUUUCUUCAUUUCUCACGCGCCGCCGCCUCCUCCUCCCACGCGCCUUUCUCUUUUUUGUCCUCUUACUUUCCAACUCCCUUUCUUUGCUGUCCACUUUGGCUCCACUGUUCCUCCUUUUUUUUUUUUUUUUUUUUGUGUGUUAGUGGAGAGCAAUUUCCAACUUCCCCCCUUCUACUCCAACUCCUGUUUCUCGUUCUAUGAUUCUUCAGAGCUAAAGCUUAAGAUCUGAGCUGGGUUUUUGCUUUUGGGUCGGAAUUCUGAAUUAAGGGGGCUUUUGGGGGCCUUUAUGAUUCCGAGGCCUCUGAUGAGAAGAAGAGCAAAAUGGGGGGAGUCACUUCUUCAAUCGCUGCUAAAUUCGCCUUCUUCCCACCCACUCCGCCCUCUUACACUGUAAUCGCCGAUGAAUCCCGCGAUGGCCGUCUCUACAUUCCUGAGAUUCCCAGACGUGACGAUGUUGAUGUUCUUCGUCUUCGGACGCGUCGAGGGAAUGAUAUUGUGGCCGUCCAUGUUAAACACCCUAAACCUUCCGGUACUCUGCUCUAUUCCCAUGGGAACGCUGCUGAUUUGGGCCAGAUGUUCGAGCUUUUUGUCGAAUUGAGUGUUCGGCUUCGUGUUAAUCUUAUGGGGUAUGAUUAUUCUGGCUAUGGACAAUCAACCGGAAAGCCGACUGAAUGUAACACCUAUGCAGACAUUGAUGCUGCAUAUAAAUGCCUCAAGGAGAAGUAUGGGGUAAAUGAUGAACAACUAAUAUUAUAUGGUCAAUCGGUUGGUAGCGGCCCUACACUUGAUCUGGCUUCACGAUUAUCGAGCUUGAGAGGUGUGGUUCUACAUAGUCCAAUCUUAUCUGGACUGAGGGUAUUGUACCCUGUCAAACGGACUUAUUGGUUUGAUAUCUACAAGAACCUCGACAAAAUUGGUUUGGUGAACUGUCCAGUUUUAAUCAUACAUGGAACAGCUGAUGAAGUUGUUGAUUGGUCCCAUGGAAAACAACUUUGGGAGCUUUGCAAGCAAAAGUAUGAACCUCUAUGGCUAAGUGGUGGUGGACAUUGCAAUCUUGAGUUAUACCCUGAGUUCAUUAGACAUUUAAAGAAAUUUGUACAGUCACUUGGAAAAUCAAAAGCAUCAACUAAUGGUUCUGAGAAGGCUAAAGUAGAAAUUGACAAUCAGAACAAACCGUCUGAAACUGGGCCUUCUGAUACAUUCGAAUUGGCUGCCGAUCUUCCUGAAGUUUCCCGAAACAGUUUAGAUAGUCGGCUUGAGAAGUCAAAAAAAGCAAACAAGCCUGAGAAAUCUCGUAUGAGCACUGAUCGUGUUGAUAGGUUCAGGAAAAGAAAGGGUUUAGUGUGGUAAUCGAUUAUAUCAAUUCAUCUCGAAAUAAGCUAGCACUAAUCUCAACCGUGACCCCUUCCUACAACGAUGCAUCCAUUUCUACCAGAAGUGUACCAAUUGUGUGAUUCCCUCUUUUCUUUUCUUUUCUUUUCUUUUCUAUUUUUUUUCCCACUUUUCAUCUUUCUGUUUGUUCACAGAUGGAGUAACUUUUCAUUUAUAUAUCCCUUUUGUACAAACAGCAACAAGAUAAGAGCAAAACCUUUGCAAUUCUUGCGGAUCAAUUAUUGGUUAGAUGAAUUUGCUUUCUCAAUAUAGGUUUAAACAGGCUGAAAUGUUGAUGUACCAUGUUGGAUAAUUCAAUUCCCUGUAUCUAACUUUAAGCA
This is a messenger RNA of Cucumis melo (muskmelon), 1787 nucleotides long. RefSeq lists its product as uncharacterized. Lineage: Eukaryota; Viridiplantae; Streptophyta; Magnoliopsida; Cucurbitales; Cucurbitaceae. Bases 397 to 1425 code for a protein of 342 amino acids. The record is from RefSeq and is a predicted model, not a curated record. The transcript has 5 exons.